AUGGCCGCCGGCGGAGGGGGGUGGGUGGGUGAGCUCUCGUCGCUCAUCACUGAAGCAUGGGCUUGCUCUGCUAGCAGAGGUCUGGGGGCUGGUGGCGUGAGGCCUAUGGUGGGGGCGGGCGCAGUGGUGGAGGUGGCUGGAGAGGAGGCUGGGGCUGGGGCUGGUGGAGGCUCGGGCAGCGGCGCCGCCGGAGCGCCCUUCGAGGGAGCGGAGAGGGCAGCCAUCCGCCAAUGGCCUCUUCAGCCACGUUUAGUUGCGCCGAGUUGGCGCCGCCUGAAAGGUUUGGAAUUGUUCAUUCGUUGUGGAUCAGCAUAA
Messenger RNA from Miscanthus lutarioriparius, 315 nucleotides. NCBI's taxonomy places the organism in Eukaryota, Viridiplantae, Streptophyta, Magnoliopsida, Poales, Poaceae. The record is from the annotation of a GenBank genome assembly.